This is a messenger RNA of Paraphaeosphaeria sporulosa, 2500 nucleotides long. RefSeq lists its product as uncharacterized. NCBI's taxonomy places the organism in Eukaryota, Fungi, Ascomycota, Dothideomycetes, Pleosporales, Didymosphaeriaceae. Gene Ontology annotation, biological process: spliceosomal snRNP assembly. Bases 122 to 2500 code for a protein of 792 amino acids. The transcript is spliced from 3 exons. The record is from RefSeq and is a predicted model, not a curated record.
CCGCGAUGAGUGAAUGGCCCGUGCGUGAGCUAGAGGACGAGGACCCACUAAAACUUUCCAGCACCAGGCAGGCACCAUUACCUCAUCGCCAACAACAGCAACACGGCGAAAUACACGUCGCAUGCCUGGAACUAUGCCGCAAUCUGGUGUGAACUUGGCUGUUACCGAAGACGGCGCUGCUUACAACAGGCUGCGCCGGCCGGACAAUUACCUUGAGUCGCUCACGGCGCAACACCCGCUCAAGAGCGAAAUACCGCCCGCGAAACGGAAGUUUGAGGCCGUUGCUGCCGCGGAUCUGGACGGAGACAAAACGCCGUACACCAAGCGAUCAAGAGCAGACGAUGCACCCAGGGCAGCUUCGUCACCGGGCAGAGCUCUUAGCGAUACGCGCCGCGUGAAGCGCCCGGAGAAAGAGAAUGGCAUGCAGACCAUGUUCCCUGGCCUGGACGACGAUUCUGCCUCCGACGCAGAUGACACCACCAGAGAGGCUCUUGCGUACCUUCGCAGCGUGAGGUCUGAAGCUUCCACCAUACCCACCCUUCUCGUCGCACCGUCACAAGCGCCCAAGAACGGGGACCGCGAUCGGCCCACAUACAACGACGGCACCGGGGAGCUCCGCGUGAGGUUCCAUGAAGGCACGUGGGUGGCCGUGGACGAUGAGGCGGAUGGAGAGUAUUAUGACGAAGACGACGAGUGGGCGCAAUACCACGACAUCGACCCGCAAGCUGCAUACUACAAGUCGCUGCUCGGCCGCUACAAAGCGCUCCGGAACACAUUGGCCAACGCUGACCCGAGAGAGCUGGCUGCUUUGGUCAAGGCAGACCCGGACAAGUACGCGAACGUAAGGGUACCAUACUACAAGAGCGACUGGCGGUAUGCGUUUGACAACAAGUACCCGACGCCGGCAUUGGUCGCCCAGCUCGACGAUAAAGGCCUCUAUCGCGCACUGGAGUAUGUCUCCGAGGUGCUGAUCAUCGGAGACACGAUAUCGAAACAGAAGAGCUGCUGGAUCUGGACUUUAUUGGCUUUGACUGGAGACUCCGGGACGCUGGACUACUAUAAGGUGGGCCGCAUACGGGAGCUGGGACACAAGGCGGGGCAGCUAAGCAUUCGGCUGCGGAGCGGAGAGCGGCGAGACGCCUACCGGCUUGAAGGAGAAGAUGAUGCGGAAGAGUGGGAGGUCGAGGGAGAGGACGAUGAUGAAGACGAGGAUCAUAGCGAAAUGGAAGUUGAUGAAGGGAAUGAAGCACGAGAGACGAGCUUUGCGCCAAAGGAACAACGUCAGCGUGUCGAAGAUGGUGAAGUACACGAGGACGAUGACGAAUACGAGCCGCCUCUGGAUCUCGGCGGGCAGUUCGACGGUGCGGCGGAACGCCAGACACAAUCGCAUUCAGCCCAAUCGACGCACAAGGGGCACAAAGACGACAUGUCAAGCUCAGAGGAUGAGGGUGAGGUCAAAGACGACGACCCCGAAGAAGAAGACACUCCAGCCGACCUGGAGGCAGCGCGCGCCCGUCUCCUCGCCCAGCUCGGAGACAAUCUUGUCACGGAUUCCAUUCCAGACCGCAAAGUCCCAGCGCACCAGCUCAAAGGAAAACAGCUAGCGCACAAGGAGCCUCGAACAAGUGGAUCUCACCGACAUAAUGGCAAGAGGUGCAAUGACCCGUCAUGUAAAAUGACCAAAGCAAGGCAGGAGGCACAUCGCAGGGCAGCCCUGCGAGCUACGCAGGGUGCGAAGACGAACGGUAGCAACUCUACAUCGCCGUCGCAGUCAAGCCAGGCCAAGAAGCCCGCGGAGAAAAUACAACGAGAGGAAGUGCAAUCUAAAGCCCAGACCAAGUGCUCCCACGAAGAAGCCCUCGCCGAAGCCCGGAAGCAAGCCGCCGCAAUGCCCGAAAACACCGACCCGGCAACCUUCCUCGCCUCCCUCAAUCCUGAACUCCGCCGCGCCGUUCUCGCGGAUCAAGACGAAGCUUAUCUCGCCGAGCUCCCACCUGAGAUCAUCGCUGAAGCACGGGACUAUUCCGGUCAGAAUGGCGGUAUGAAUGGUGUGGCUGAACAGCAGUCCGAGCGAGAUUCCUCCAGUGAUUCGGAAAAAGGUGACCAUACCAAGGAGAAACGGAAGGCCGAGGUAGAUAUGGAUCUCAAUACGAAGGUUACGAUUGAUAUGAUACUGACUGUGGUGGGGGAGUGCUAUGGGCAGAGGGAUCUUCUGAGAUAUAGGGAGAUGUGCACCAUCAAUCGCAAGUUACAAUCCCAAGCCCAAACCUCAUCCCUUCAACCCAAAAUGAAGUCCUUCGCUGCCAUCUUCGCCCUCGCGCUCGCCGCCUCUGCAGCCAGCAUCCCCGACACCCUCGCCCCGCGCGCCGAUCUUGCCAUCUGCAACGCCAAAAAGGGCGAGUCGUGCCCCGGCUCGGGCGCCUUUGCUUGCGAGAACAACGGCGGCCACUCUGUACAGUCCCCCCCACCCCUCUCUCUCUCUCCCUCCAUCUUCCCCUAA